Molecule: messenger RNA, 846 nt
Organism: Hyla sarda
Lineage: Eukaryota; Metazoa; Chordata; Amphibia; Anura; Hylidae
Product: phospholipase A2 inhibitor 25 kDa subunit-like
Exons: 5
Coding region: 95-745 (216 amino acids)
Source: RefSeq, a predicted model, not a curated record
CCCCUCCCAUGUCCCACCCCAAUAAUAUUCAGUAAAUUAAGAAAGUUCAGCAAAUUUCCGUCUCACAGUAGGACGGGUCUAGAAGAGAAGAACAAUGAUCUCCCUGACCGGGAUCCUGAGUCUCCUCUCCGCUCUUGCAGCAACAAGUUACGCUCUCUCCUGUACGGUGUGUCAGUCUCUCACGUCCUCCUCAUGUUCGGGCGUCAGUGUGACUUGUCCUUCAGGAGAACAAUGCGGAUCCUCUUAUACAGAGACCAUUUUUGAUGGAGUCAAUACUAAAGUUUUUGUCAGGCGAUGCAUGUCUAUAUCUGAAUGUAGAUUCAUCGGCACCGUAAGCCUAAAUAAGGUACAAACCAAGAAGGUCCAUUCAUGCUGCAACACUGAUGACUGUACUCCUAGUAUUGCUUCAUUCCCAGCAAAAAGCUCUGAACCCAAUGAACUGAUCUGUCCAUCCUGCGUAUCUAUCACCUCGGCCUCAUGUUCCUCCUCGGAGACUGUACAAUGCCGAGGGGAUGAGACUGAAUGUCUUCUUCAGGCGACAACAGUAACAGGAUUACAAUCAGGUUCAUCAGCCCUUCGAGGGUGCGCAACAAAAUCCAUCUGUGAUCUCGGCAGCCAGUCCCAAAGUGCUGACGGUGUAACAACCGAAGUGAAGUUCAUCUGCACCAGCGGUGGAAUAAGCGUCCGUACAGUCGUCCUGACUCCGGCCAUCGUGUGUCUUCUGCUGCUGAAAUGGUUCUUCUAACUUAUUAGGAAUUCUUACAUGUGGCCAUUUGUGGAUCAUGUUUUUUUUUAAUACAUAAAUAAAUAAAAUAAAAAAAGAUAAUAUAUAUAUAUAUAUAUAUA